Maniola jurtina (meadow brown) is the source of this 4263-nucleotide messenger RNA. It is a transcript of the gene FANCD2, whose product is annotated as Fanconi anemia group D2 protein homolog. NCBI's taxonomy places the organism in Eukaryota, Metazoa, Arthropoda, Insecta, Lepidoptera, Nymphalidae. Gene Ontology annotation, biological process: mitotic intra-S DNA damage checkpoint signaling; homologous chromosome pairing at meiosis; interstrand cross-link repair. The record is from RefSeq and is a predicted model, not a curated record. Gene Ontology annotation, cellular component: condensed chromosome; nucleus. Gene Ontology annotation, molecular function: DNA polymerase binding. The coding region runs from base 191 to 4231 and encodes 1346 amino acids. The transcript has 3 exons.
AAGGGGCUGUCAAAGUGGUUAAAGUAGCUAUUGUUUUUGUUUUGAUCGUGAUCGAAUCGAAAUUCGAGUGGUGAUUGGUGAAAUAUAAACUUUUGAAGUGAUUUUGAAAAGGCUCUGACAGUUAAUAGAUAUAUAUUAUCCGUAUGUAAUAAUUAUUAAUAAUAUACUAUUGAGUCGAAAUAUUGGAAUAAUGAGGCUUAAAAGGACCUCGCAAAGAACCGAAAAUGAAGAAUUAAGCCAGCGGAAAAGACAGAAGAAUAUUAUCAGCGAUGACUACUUCAGUAAAGUGUUACAGGAAUGUGGUUUAGAGGUCCAUGAGAGCCCCGAUGCGUGCCUCACUUCGCAGGAAACCGUCAUUAUCAUACGAAACUUGAAGAAAAACUUGCAAAAACAUUCAGACUACCCCAGCAAUGUAUCUGAGUUUUACUCGAAUUUUCAAAAACGAUGUCAAGAUUCAACCGAUUUCAAACAUUACUUGUUCCCGAACAUCGUGAGGAAGACUUCCGACAGUCCUGAAAGCUGCGCGGUGUCUGAUAGCCUUGUAAAAAUUUUACUUAGCGUACCAAUUCUUCAGAACAAACUGAUAGAUUUCAUUUUCGAGAAAGCUAUAGAUUUAGCCGCUGAUUCUAAGUGUGGGCCGUGGAUACAGAUGAUACUCAAAUGCUUUUCCACAUUAGACAAUAUUGUUGACAGCGAUAAGAUCUCCGUACAUCUUAUCAGCCUUCUAGAUGUGGCUUCAGAACACAUGGUACGUCUAGAGAUAAUCACGGCUAUACCUGAUAUCAUCGGGGAUCAAGCGCAUGACAAUAUUGCAGCGGAAAUGAGUAGGAUUUUGAGUGAAGACCAUGAGCUCAUUCCUGCGAUCCUAGACUGUCUCUCAUAUCUGUGUUUGUCUGAUGAGCAAUAUGAACGGCUGCAGAAAAAGACUCUAAACAUACUAAUGACUAUACCUAAAUGUAAUCAUUUUCCUAAUUUUGUCAAGUUCCUCCUUAUGCCGGGGCGCACUUCUGACAAUGCUUAUUUGGAAGUCGUCCAGGGAUUGAGAAGUGCCUUAAGUUGGUCGACUUCCAUUGAUAAACCUGAAGAAAUUGUGUCAAGCCAAGUUCUCACCGCUACUGCCAUAAGGAACUCAAUUGUGUCAUCUAAAGUUAUUGCUAAUGCUUGGUUAAAGACUGUUUCCAUGUGCACACUCAACACCGACCACAAACCAAUAGAUUUUGCUAUUAUGGUGAUUCUAUAUUCCACUUCGGAAGAAAGGCAGAAGCAGCUGGAGGGGUUGAUUCGGAAACAAAUCAAAAGCAAUAUAUUGAACGAAGAACUGCUUGAUGAAGCAUUUGAAAAAUUCAGACCGAUAUUUAAAGACUAUCUGAAGAAUCUCAUAACCUUGACAAAUUCUCUCUUGGAAGUUAAGUCUGAACCUGUGAUUCAAAAUUUUGCUUCCCAUCUUUACACUUUAAUGUUCUCUAAACUUGAAGAGUUUUGUCAAACAAUAGUAGCAGAGUUAUUGCAACUAGGUUUAGAUUCUAAACAAUGUGUCAUAAAUAUACUAUCAAUUUUGAACAAAGUUGCAUCAAAAGAUAUGUCUAUAUUGAAGCCGCAAAGUGUUCAAAUGUUGAAACUAUUAGACAGAAUGGAUGACAUGAGCUUACCUGAAAUAAGAGCUGUGAUGAACUUGCUUUGUGGCCUGGCAUACAGCUAUGAAAAUUCAGUAAUCAGAGAUGAUAUUCACAUGAUUAUGAGAAAAGAGCUGGGAAGCUCCAACCCCACAGUUAAAAUUCAAGGAAUCCUCGCUGGUAUACACGCCGUUAAGUAUCUCAUGAUAUCUAAAGAUGGAGAAGAAAAUUCGAUAGAUUCGGCAGAUGACAUUAGCUAUUCAUCAGUUAACCAUUUGAUUGAAGGUGAUAUACGAGACGCAGCACAAAUCAUAGAAGCAAUCAACAAUAAUACUAGACAGUUUCCUGAUAUGAUAGCUUUCUUCUAUGAUGAAUUAUGCAAAAUGAUCCAAUCUACAAGUUACAUCAAUAAACACUUCCUACAUUGGAUAACUGUUGCUGUUACUAAUGACUUAGAGCAGAAUUUUAUAGUUAACAACUAUGAACACAACACUGUCGAAGAUCUAAAACUCAAAAUCCAAUACUGUUUAAAUUCAGACAGUGAAGUAGAAGAAGUUAUAGCGAUUAACAUUGCAGGUAUGACUUUACGAGGUAAGGACAAUGUCAAUAUUUUGAUUUUGUCCCCAUUAUUUCAGCUCGUACAAACAUUACAUGUACGAAAAUAUAAUGGUGAUUUGUCACAAAUUGAUGCAUUAUUGGGAUGUCCAGUUGUUAUGCCCAUCUUUGAUGUUGACUCUAUUGAGGACAUGAGUUCGAAUGCUAUAUCUCAUAUUUUAGAUUGUCAAAUACAUUGUGCCAAUUGGUUCCGCGAAAUAAUAAACGCCUUUGCAUCUCAAAAUGAUGAUGUUUUAAAAUCUAAACUUUUUAGCAGAGUUGCACAUCUUCAAAAGCUUGAAAAUUUGAUUAGCACGAUAUUAUUAAAAAUCAGUUUUACUUACAAGCCACCCACUAAUAUAUCCAGCCUAAGAAACAAUGGCAUUGCAAAAAAUAAUAACAAAAAACAAAAUGUUAAGCAAAAAACUCAAAAAAAGGCAACAAAUGAGGAAUCCAUUUUACCUGAAACAAUAAAAUCGCAAUCAUCUGUUAAUAAUAACAAAAUUGUUGUUAAAAAUAAAAUGGGGCUUGUACAAAAUAUAACUUUUAGACCAUUUACCCUAAGCAUAUUGAACCUUCUAAAACAUAAUCUGACAGAAAAAGAGGAAACAGGAUUAAACAUUGAAAAUUUACCUUUCAUUUUAAAAUGUAUUAACUGCAAUUUGGAAAAUGUGUUAAUUUCUAGAAUUAAAAAAACGACCUUUCUUACAAAGCAAGACUCCUCGGAAGCUUAUGAUUGUACAAAAGCUGAACAAUGUGCUCGGUCUAUAAAUGACAUCAUUCCAAAGAUAAUUGAUCAUUUAAAUUUUAUUACAUCUCAUUUAGACAAGUCUUUAGGUGAUAAUGAAGAGGCUAAUGAAGAAUUUCUGACAAGUGAUAAUAAUUCAGGCUACAUUCUAAGUUUGGAGUACAUAUUCAACAUGUUUUCAACAUAUUUUAAAUGGAUGGGAUUUAAAAUUCAGCACAAAGCUCUGUUAGAAACUUCAUUGCGCUCAAUUGCAAGCUUGGAUAGCGAAAAUUCUACUUUUCCCCAACAUUUGCAGUUAACAGUUGCUAAAUUUUUCCAAAGGCACGAAAAGUAUUGCGUGCAACUGACUACUGCGGUCGCACUACUAGACGUAGUCGGCGCACUCCAAGAACAUACUUCAAGCUCCACUGUAACAAAAAUAUUGAGGAAAAUGGCGCAACAUUUUCUUUCCCGUGAAUGGAAAACUGCAAGUGGGGCAGCCGAAAAAGGUUUAUUCUUUAACCAAAGCAUUGACAACUUCUUGCAACUGAAUCUAAAAAAUAUUGAAGUAUCAGAACUUAAAAAAUCCAUUCUCUUGCUAAUUAAUGAAGUGCAAGACUUAAAAAGUCGUAACAGCACAUUGGCUUCAUUUCCAAGUAUAAAUAAGAACAAUUUACACAUAUUAUAUAGGAAUAUGGGCAGUGCUCUUCAGGAAUCGGCGAAAAGAUUUUUAAAUAAAGGCUUAACUAAUUUGGAGCAUUUGGAUCUAUGGAGGGAAGUCGUAUUCGUUUUAAAAUGUAUGUCAGAAAUGGCUAAAACUCUCAAAAUUAGAAAUAUUUUGAUUGCUUUCUUCAAAAAGUCGCUUCCUAUAAUUAGAUUAUUCGUGCAGCUCGGAAUACCUAUAAUAGAAUUGGAAUUUAAGGGAAGAACAAAGAAUGUACAGGAGAUUUUGGAGACUUUACAGCAAUCUACGAGGUUUCUGCAAACUUUGGGCCGUCAUUUCAGGGCGAAGAAAGAUAAAGCUCUGCUAGGGAAAGUUCCGUACAUGAAACAGUUACUGGAAACGCUUCUAUAUAAAGUGAAAGCAGUGUUAGCUGCGAAUGAUUGUUCUGAUGCGUUUUGGAUGGGUAUUCUCAAAAAUAAGAACAUCGAUGGCGAAGUGAUUGCGACUCAGCAGAGCGUAGAAGAGGACGAGUCGGCAGAGGACUGCGACGAGCAGUUGCCGGAGGAUGACAGCGAUGAUACAGACAAUGAAAUGCUUAAUCCUGAUUCUAGAAGUGUCAGUGAUAUUGUGUGAUUGUUAUAUUUCCUCUUAUGUAUUAUGUUUUU